Alexandromys fortis (reed vole) is the source of this 5530-nucleotide messenger RNA. RefSeq names its product gastrulation brain homeobox 2 (gene Gbx2). Gene Ontology annotation, molecular function: RNA polymerase II transcription regulatory region sequence-specific DNA binding; DNA-binding transcription factor activity, RNA polymerase II-specific. Gene Ontology annotation, cellular component: nucleus. NCBI's taxonomy places the organism in Eukaryota, Metazoa, Chordata, Mammalia, Rodentia, Cricetidae. The transcript has 2 exons. Gene Ontology annotation, biological process: regulation of nervous system development; regulation of transcription by RNA polymerase II. Bases 3875 to 4921 code for a protein of 348 amino acids. The record is from RefSeq and is a predicted model, not a curated record.
GCUACUUGCAAAUUGGUGUGUCUGAUGGGGAGUUUUCCACAAGCGCCUCUUUGUAAGUCCGUCUUGGGCCGGGGGAAGCUCGAUUCUGGGUUAGCUGGGUGUGAAUCCCAAUUGCCCCUCCAUAAAUAAAUCCCAAGCUAUUUCCCAACUAUGUCCAGGAGCAAGUUCUGCGGCAAUGAUGGAACCGUCAGGACCCCUCAAAAUCCUGCUUAAUAAAAACAACACGGUUGCCCGAGAAACCAUCCUGAAGUUUGGGUCUGGACUGCUGGCCGGGCAGCCUUUUCUCCUGUGCGAGGCCUGCAGGCUUCCCCACGCGGCAUCCACGGAGACUGGAGCGCUCCACGUUGACCCCUCGAAGCCGCACGACGCUUCUACCUCCAGGUAAUAUGAAUAUCCAUUCACUCGUGCGGUUCGUAUUUUGUGCUUGGCUUUCACACACCUGUGUGCAAAGGCUGAACCGGACAGUUCACAAACGUGGAACCAACUUAAUUACCGCCACUUUUAUCGAACGUCUAAGCCACUUAUACAAUCCUGACGAUACUCGCUUGGCAGCGGUAAAGUACCUCUGGGACUGGGCUGUCGUCAUCUGAGAAGGACGCUUCGAGAGAAAAAGUUCGCAGAAGUUAACUGGAGUUGGGGAACCCAGCUCUCCCCGCGCGCCCUGCCUUUUCCUAAUUGGAGGGGGGCGGGGCUCUCUGAGUCUAGUUGCUAAGAUCUGAGCCGGGUGAUUUUCCCGCACAGCCUGGGCCGAGUCCAGUUUCGCUGGACUCUGCUGUUCGAGGUUGUUCCGAGCAAAGCGGAUAGGAAUUUCAAGGACAGAUAGGGGUACCUGUCGCUCCCCGUCCGUAAAUCCAAAGGUUUUUGUUAUCCGCAGCCGCCAGGCUCGCCGCGCUCUGCACGUAGCUGAGGUGUCCUGGAAUGAAUCUUGUUAAUCACGCCAAAACACAAGCAGCCUUUUAUGAUGCGAACAGUCAUUUUCUAAGCAGUUAAGCAUUAGAUGAGAAAAAUAUUACUGCAUAGCAUUCGAGAAAAGCACACUAGUAAAUAAAAUUCGUAUUGAUGAAAAAUUAUUUGAACUCACUAAUAAAAGAUUAGUAUUAUAAACCCCGCAGUCAAUACUUUUCGUGGCAAUUUAUGGAUACAAAUAAUACGCCAUCAAAUUACUUCAAGUGUGGCUAUAAUUCAAAGGUCCAGAAUCUUGUUGCAGAACUUUAAGCGUAAUCACCAAAAUAGUCAAAGGAAUCCCUAUCUCUGGGUGUAAUCAAGCGACAGAAGACUCUACAACGAUAUUUCACAGUGAAAGAGCAAAAAGGAAGGUAUUUGGGGCCAGGUACGUGAGUGGCUGCUUACAAAGGCGCCCCAGAGAUAAGCGCAAAGAUCCUCAGCUGUUGCUACGUAAAUCAAGGAAGCCGUUAUUCUGGAAGUUGGGGAGGGGGCAGCGGACGAUUAACAACAAGGUAAUGGCAUCAGAAUCUGUCACUGUAACCAUCUCAUAAUAAGAGGGAGUGUUUAUUAUGUUCAUGGAGAAACCAGCCUUUUGCCUUGGGCUUCCAUCAUCUUCUUUUGUGGGCAAACAGGGGCUACAGCUUGGAAGACUCCUCAGACACCUCCUUCCCGUGUAUCCCAAAGGGAAUUAAUUUCCCCUCACACUGCCUAAGCCAUCUCGAGGUCUGGGCGUGAAGUGAGGGGACGCAAUACAGGCAGUGCCCUAAUGAAUUCCUUUCAAACCGCCUGCUGCCGAAACCAUCUAUUACUGCGGCCCCGGAGUGGGGAAAGGCGUUUGAGAUGUCUUUGUCCGGGUGAUGGAGAGGAGAGGAGGGGACACUGGUGGGGGAGGAGGGCCGCUGGCUGCCCGGCCAGAGAGUUUUCUCCUGGCCUAGGGAUCCGAAGGACGCACCCUCAAAAAGCCUCAUACCUUUCUGGGUGGGCAAUUGCUCUCUGGCCAGACUCUUGGCCCAAGGACGUGGUCUAGGAUUGAGACGUCCCCGGGGGUCUUGGGGUUAGAGCAAGAGGGGGAGAGAGAGAGGGGGAGAAAAAAGCAGAAAGGAGAGCUUCAAAGAAUCGGGUCGAUAAAUUCAUAAAGAUCGAUUUAUCUUUAUCUCCCAAUUAAAUGUGCUUGUGAUACGUACACACGUCCAACAUGGGCCAACUCCCCAACCACCAGCUUCGCGGGGUGAACUGAUUUUUAGUGGCUUAUGUAACAAUGCCCUUCUUUGCUCCCUGAUCGGGUGCUGUCAGCAGUUCCGGAAGGAUGUCUAGACCAGGGAAUUUGAAGCCGAGGUCCGGGGACAGGAGGAAGCCCUGCGCGCUCUGGCGCGCUUGACAGAACCUGCCCUUGCCAGGAAACAAUCUCAUUUAAAACGGAACACAAGAGCUGAAAGUUUGUUUCAACAUAAGAAAAGAGGACCAGUAAAUGUCUACUUUCCUUUCGCCGCAAUCCCGCCAAUCUCUUGACUCCCAAAUUCCUGGGGAUUUACCAUCAUCGAGAACGGGGGAUAGAUCUUGAGAGGCUCGGCUUCAUCCGGCAGUCAGCAAAGGGGAAAUGCGCGCCCUGGAGUCAUCGAACUAUGCGGAGCCAGGGUGAGAGCUCCCUUCGCUUCCAACGUGCUUAAUUAGCGCCUAUUUACAAAACGCAGCUUUUAUUUGAGCAAACAUCAUAAAGCUUUCAUCAGGAUAAUCUCACGUUCUACAAUCCAGAGGCGUCGCAAACUCCCCCCUCCCCCCCAUUCCUCCCUGAAGAUGGAGCAGAUAAAGGACUCGCUUUAUUAUCAUAAUUAUCGUGGCUGUUAUUUUGGUGCGCGCUGGCAAAGUGGGUAAAUAGGUGCGAUGAUUAAGAAUGUCAUGAAAAAUGAGGAGGGAUCGCUCACGAAGGGCCCAGCUAGGAAUGGGGGAAGGGGGGGGGGAAACAGCCUGCCCGCCCCGCCACCAGAGAGCCCUGAACAACUGGGCAGAUUCCGUGUAGUGAACAGGGGCUUACAGGACUCUGGCGCACAUCUGGGAACGAACCUGUAGAGGCAAAACCCAGGAGACCUUGCCGGGACCCUUGGUACAACCAGAGCACCCCUGGCUACAGUGAGCAUCACACAGGGUUCUGCUAUAGAGACCAUAAAGAAAAUAAAACGCUCCCGGCCCAUUCAGGGCGAGUGCCAGCUCCAAGCUGCCUCUGAGACGGUCUCCACGGGGAUGCCAGGGACUCGAGGAUCUGAGCAGAGGAUGUAGCAAGGGUUCCUCUCAAGUUUGCGCUGCGUGGUGCAGGAACACGGGCUUGGGCUCCCAGGCCUGCACGCUCCAACGGUGGCGCCCGCAGCCCGCCUGCGGCCAGCCUGGGUAAAGGGGGGCGGAGCCCUAAUUUUGCCCUGCCUCUCCCGGCACAGCCAAUGGGAGGUGGUACUCAACACCACGUGACAAAAGCUCUGCUGGGCAGCUGGCAAAAUGUGAAUGAGAAAGAGGAGCGCGAUUUAAAGGUGCUGGCGGCGCCCGCCAGAGACAAGUGCGCCGGCUUCGCGCGCUCCCCGGCGGCCCGUGGGAGACGACUGACUGCGGGACAGACAGACGGACACACGCACCGCUGGUAGCCGGGUCGAGAGCCGCAGACACAACACGCGUACGUUCCGACGAGCUAGCAGCGGGGAGCGGCUCCAGCAAACGCGAGGCCCCCGGCGCCCUCUCCAUCCCGGGCACACGGCCUCACCGCGCUCAGCGGCUAUACCCGCGCGGGCCGGGUAUGCUGCAGGUCCCGCACUGAGGGGCGGCGGCGUCUACGCUCCGGGUGCCGCUCGGCCUCUAUCGGGUGCUCCCGGCGUCCGGAGGGCUUCCAGGCGGCGGCGCGGCACGGGGACUUUUCGUCUCUCCCUGGCCUCUCCCGAACGCGUCUAUGAGCGCUGCAUUCCCGCCGUCGCUGAUGAUGAUGCAGCGCCCGCUGGGGAGUAGUACCGCCUUUAGCAUAGACUCGCUGAUCGGCAGCCCGCCGCAACCCAGCCCCGGCCAUUUCGUCUACACCGGCUACCCCAUGUUCAUGCCCUAUCGGCCCGUGGUGCUGCCGCCGCCGCCGCCACCACCUCCCGCGCUGCCCCAGGCUGCGCUACAGCCGGCUCUACCCCCCGCGCACCCUCACCACCAGAUCCCCAGUCUGCCCACUGGCUUCUGCUCCAGCCUGGCCCAGGGCAUGGCGCUCACCUCCACGCUCAUGGCCACGUUGCCCGGCGGCUUCUCGGCGUCGCCCCAGCAUCAAGAGGCGGCGGCCGCCCGCAAGUUCGCUCCUCAGCCACUGCCUGGUGGUGGCAACUUCGACAAAGCCGAGGCGCUCCAAGCCGAUGCGGAGGAUGGCAAAGCCUUCCUGGCCAAGGAGGGCUCGCUGCUCGCCUUCUCUGCGGCCGAAGCGGUGCAGGCUUCGCUCGUCGGGGCUGUCCGAGGGCAAGGGAAAGACGAGUCAAAGGUGGAAGAUGACCCGAAGGGCAAGGAGGAGAGCUUCUCUCUGGAGAGCGAUGUGGACUACAGCUCAGAUGACAAUUUGCCUGGCCAGACCGCUCAUAAGGAGGAAGAUCCCGGCCACGCACUGGAGGAGACCCAGCAGAGCGGUGGUGCAGCGGGCAGCACUACAUCCACGGGCAAGAACCGGCGGCGGCGGACUGCCUUCACCAGCGAACAGCUGCUGGAGCUGGAGAAAGAAUUCCACUGCAAAAAGUACCUCUCCUUGACCGAGCGCUCGCAGAUCGCCCACGCCCUCAAACUCAGCGAGGUGCAGGUAAAAAUCUGGUUCCAGAACCGCCGGGCCAAGUGGAAACGCGUCAAGGCAGGCAAUGCCAAUUCCAAGACCGGGGAGCCCUCCCGGAACCCCAAGAUCGUCGUCCCCAUCCCCGUUCACGUCAGCAGGUUCGCUAUUCGAAGUCAACACCAGCAGCUGGAACAGGCCCGACCCUGAAGGCCCAGCCAGGGUGGACACCGUCGUGGAGAGGCCCUAACACCCGAGGGAACCCGUGGCAGAUUCCACUGUUUGAAGCAGAACUGAAAGGCACCUCCCAGAUGUGGACAUCCCAAGCAAAUUGAGAAUAUAUUCACUAGAUGGGCUUAAAGGAGGCUACGGCCACACCAGAAGAUACACUAAAUAUUUAUUAUACGACCCUACUUUGUACAUAGAUAUCUAUAUAGACUGGAUCUCAGCUGCAGUAUUUGAAAGGGAUAGGACCAAAGGUCUCCACUCACACAUUCCAGAUGAAACAAACCCACCACUUGGUAUUCUGCCGCCCCGGGGCGGCCACCUUCCCAUACUUUCCCAAAGGUAAAUGGGAGACACAAGAACAAACACUGGGGUUUAAACUUAUUUUUUGUUCUUAAUUCUGGCUUUUUGAGUUGAGCGCAGAGCAGACUUCUUGGAAUCUAGGAAUCUGCUCUGAUGUUUGCCUUUGCCUGGCUUUCUUCCCUGGGCUUGUCUAUCCUAUCUGAGCCAUGUCGGAAGCACGUCUCCGUUGUGUUUAAUUUAUUUCAAUGUAGCUUAUUUUCAUAUAAGUUAUGACAUUUAAACAAUCUCAGU